AUGGCUGCUCCCAACCCCACUUAUAGCCACAACAUCCAGGAUCUUACAAGAGGAAUUAUUUUGGCUGCCAAAGGAGAAUCCAAGGGCAGCAUCCUGAAGAUGUCUGAUAUAAAAAUCCGGAUCCAGGAUUUGUGGAAAGCCUUGGUGAAGGAAAACUUCAUCUUCAGCUUUAAAAAUACCAGGGAGAUCAUGACCAUAAGCAAACUCAAGACAAUGUAUAACAACUGCACUUUGCAGCUUAGAAGUCAUGUAUUGGGUUUGGAAAACCAUCUGACCAAUCAGAUUAAAAAUGGGGAAAUCCAGGAUCUCACAAGAAGUUCUAUUGAGGCUAAUGUUGCAGAAAAAUAUGAAGCAAUCAGGCAAGAACUUCAAAGAUAUUUUGAUGAAGACCAAGACAAUGAAAUCCUGAUUCAAUGGAAGGGAAAUUUUGAGAAUAAAUUUAGAAAUCUUAAAGAGACCCUUGUUUCAGAAAUCACCAGAAAAUCCACUGAUUUUCUUAGUUCAAGGAAAAGUCAAGAUAAAUUAGAUAAAAAUAAAUCAGAAUAUGAAGAACAGUUGUUGUUAAGAAGUAGAGAUGUGGCUCUCUUAGUAACAGGUAAAGAAUUAAGUGAGGAUGAACUAAGAGAGAAAUUUAACCAACUUUGGACAAUGUGGGUCUAUAAAGUGUCCUCAAGUUCCCCUCCUGAAGAAGACCCCAAUAUAGAGGUAGAUUUGGGGAUUGUCUUUCUAGACUAUUUUAGGUGGGAGCACAAUGUCAUAAGCAAACUUCUAUUAUGUUCCAGAAGGGAAACAUUUUCCAUUGAUUUUGAAAAACAUGUCAAAAUGAAGAAAAUAUAUCAUGUUUUCACUCCCUCCAUAGCAGAGAGUGAUAGGGUGAUCAUAAGGCAAACUACCAAAGACAUCAUGUCUCUGGUCAACAAAACUAUUGAAUCUUAUUCAGAAAUGGGAAGGGAUUAUAACAAAAGUUAUUUCCAUGAAAUACUGCAAUUGAUAGAUAAGGAAACUGCUUCUGCAUCCAAUGAAUCUAGAUACACAUUUACAAGUGAAUAUAAAAUGGAUUUGUCCUUAUGUUUGUGUCGAAGAGCAGCAGCUAUUUUUUUGGAUAUGCACAAAGCAUUCAAGAGAGCACAUGAUCCUGUCACA
Molecule: messenger RNA, 1143 nt
Organism: Gracilinanus agilis (Agile Gracile Mouse Opossum)
Lineage: Eukaryota; Metazoa; Chordata; Mammalia; Didelphimorphia; Didelphidae
Product: interferon-induced very large GTPase 1-like
Exons: 1
Molecular function (GO): GTP binding
Source: RefSeq, a predicted model, not a curated record